Messenger RNA from Porites evermanni, 2997 nucleotides. The record is from the annotation of a GenBank genome assembly. Lineage: Eukaryota; Metazoa; Cnidaria; Anthozoa; Scleractinia; Poritidae.
AUGGAAAUAAUAGACGAUUUACUGGCAAGCGAUGUUGGGGAAGGAACGAGGAGCAGUUUUGGUGAUACAAUAAAUCUUUCUGCGGGGGAUGCUAGGGACGUGGAAAACUUCUACAGCACAGUACUCGCUACUGCCAAACUUCGGGGAGAUAAAGCUGCUGAAGAAGAAGCGUAUGGUAUUCUUGGUUUGGUUUUUCUGACUCAGCGUGACUACAACAACAGCAUAGAAUAUUUCAGCCGCGCUCUUGAUAUUGCCAAGGAAUUGGGAGACAAGAAAAAGGAAGCAGAUUAUUGUCAAUCUCUUGGCGAUGUUUUCCUAAAAGUCGGCAAUUUCAAUAAAGUGAUUGAGUACCAAAAAGUUGCACUCAGUAUUUCAGUUGAUCUGAGAGAAAAACGUAUCGAAGGUAAUGCUUAUAACGGUCUUGGCAACGCUUUUCGAGGUUUGUGUAGGUAUAAAAAAGCAAUAGACUACUACAACCGCUGUCUCAGUGUUGCCAAAGAUUUGGAUGACAAGUCAUUACAAAUAACUGCGUAUUUCAACCUCGGUCAUGCUUUUGACAAUCUUAGUGACUAUAAACAAGCCGAAAUUUUUAACAACCAAUGUCUUAGCAUCGCCAAAAGUUUAGGAGACACGUCUGGAGAGGGAUUGGCGUACACAAAUCUCGGCAAUGUCUAUUCUGGCCUUGGUGAUUACAUAAAAUCCCAAGAAUAUUACAGCAGGUCCCUUAGUAUUGCCAAAAAUACAGGAAACAAGGGGGAAAUGGCAUAUUUGUAUGGACGCCUAGCCAUUGCUUCCCUUAAUCUUGGAGAUACAAAAAACGCAAUGAAAUAUGCCAAUCUGCAUCUUACUGGUGCCAAAGAAAUGGGAAUCAAAGAUAUGGAAGGAGGUGCGUACAGCACCCUUGGACAUAUUUAUAACAAGCUUGGAGACUUUAAUAAGUCCAUAGAAUACUACAAUCGCCGCCUUGAUAUUUGCAAAGCUGUUGAAGACUUGGAAGCAGAAGGUGGGGCGUAUGGUGGCCUUGGUUGUGUUUUUGACAGCCUCGGGUAUUUCGAAAAAGCCAUUGACUACCACAAGCAACAUCUUCGUAUUGCUGAAACCAUUGGAGAUAAAGAUGGGGAAGGAAUUGCAUAUGGUAAUCUUGGCAACGCUUAUCUCGGCCUUGAGGACUUCCCUGCAGCCCUCCACUUCUUUGAACACCGCCUUAGAAUUGCGAAAGACCUGGGAGAUAAGGCAGGGGAAGGUCGUGCAUAUGGCCAUCUCGGUGGCACUUUUCAACGGCUGGGCAACUACAAGAAAGCCAUGGACUAUUACAAUCGGCGUCUCUGUAUUGCCCAAAAACUGGGAGACAAGGCUGGGGAAGGGGCUGCCUGUGGCUAUUUAGGAUCCAUUUCCCUGCUUCUUGGCGACUACACGAUAGCCAUUGGUUGGAACGAAAAAUGCCUCAGAAUCGCUACACUUCUGGAGGACAAAAACAUGGAAGGUAAAGCAUACAGUGAGCUUGGACGAUGCUUUGAGAAGCUGGAAAGUUUAUCGAAAGCACUCGAAAACUACCGAACAAGCGUUAAAGUUUUCAAUCAAAUGAGGAGUCUUCUUCAGUCUCGAGAUAAAUGGAAGAUAGGAUUUCGGAACGAGUGUAACUAUGCUUAUACAGGCCUUUGUAGAGUUUUGUUAAAACAAGAAAAGAUUGGUGAAGCUCUGGCUGCUGCCGAAGAAGGUCGGGCCCAGUCACUAGCUGAUCUUAUGACAUCCCAGUAUGGUUUUCGAGAAAGUCAAACCGAAGGAAAGCGACUAGACGAAGAAGAAUUCAGCAUGUUAAACAAUAUUUCAUCAAGCACUAUUUUUCUAUCUGUGUCAGAAAAUAAGAUAAAUAUCUGGUUAAUUUUGAAAGAGAAACCUGUUCUUCACCGACAGAAGACACUUUGCCGCCACUCUUCAGAAAAUGCAGCAGCUGAAACAUUACAGUCCCUAAUCCAACUUGCCCUCGAAAACAAUGGUGUUCGCGCAAAUGUUAACUGCGAGAAUCGAUCCUUGGAUGUGUUACGCGAAAACUGCUACACUUUGGAGCGGUCGUCCAAAAAGUGCUCACAGCAUAUUCUCCAAGAGGAUAACCCUCCCCUAGCCGCCUUGUACAGCUAUGUGAUUGCCCCGAUGUUAGAUCUGAUUGAGGGUGAUGAGCUAAUAAUUGUCCCAGAUGGUCCAUUAUGGCUUGCUCCGUUUGCUGCAUUACUGAAUCCGUUUUCCAAAUACUUGUGCGAAUCAUUCAAAGUCAGAUUAAUUCCUUCGCUGACAAGUUUGAAAAUUAUUGCUCACUGUUCAAAAUUCCACAGCAGUAGUGGAGCUCUAGUUGUAGGAGAUCCAGACAUGAGUGAAGUUACAAACAGCCAAGGAGAUAAGAUCCUGGAGCAGCUUCCUUUUGCCAGACAAGAAACACAGAUGAUUGGGCAAAUUCUUAACACGGCACCUCUCACUGGAGAAUUGGCCACCAAAUGUGAAGUGCUAAAACAGAUUAGUUCGGUUGCCGUGGUACACAUUGCUGCACAUGGGCGCAUAGAGACCGGAGAGAUAGCGUUGAGCCCGAAUCCUGAAAGGAAAUCACAGACCCCAGCAGAAGAGGAUUACAUGUUAACAAUGGCAGAUGUGAUGAGUGUAAAGCUGAGAGCCAAGCUAGUUGUCCUUAGUUGCUGUCACAGUGGUCGGGGAGAGAUCAAAGCUGAAGGCGUGGUCGGUAUUGCUCGUGCCUUUAUUGGUGCUGGUGCUCGUUCUGUUCUGGUGUCGCUUUGGGCCAUCGAUGACGAGGCCACUUUGGAGUUCAUGAAAAACUUCUACCACAACCUUGUUGAAGGGCGAAGUGCGAGUGAGUCCCUUAACCGUGCAAUGAAAUGUCUCAGAGAAUCCGAGAAGUUCGGCGACUUAAAAUAUUGGGCGCCUUUUACACUUAUUGGCGAUGACGUCACUUUCUCGCCAAACAAGAAGAAAUCAGGCUCUUUAAAUUAA